AUGUCCACUACCAUAUCUUCCCUUCCCUUCUCUCUCUCCCUUCCCCACAACUCUAGGGUUUCCCUUUUCUAUCCACCUUCAUCACCUAUUCCAUCCCAAUCGUCUAUCACCUUUCCCACAAAAAAAUGGAGGUUUUUAUGUUUUAGACAUGAAAACACUUCAUCAGAAAUUAAUGGCUCUGUGCUCAAAGACGAUAAAUUGGCAGAAGAUUUGGUGAAGCUUGAAGGUGACCAGACCAAAGACCUGAAAAAAGAUUGGUUUGCAGCUAUUCAUCCGGUCAUAACUGUUAUUCAUGGUGUGGAACCCUGGACAGUUCCUUGGACAGCAAAAACCAUUGUUCAGGUUAUGCUCCUCUGGAUUGCCUCAUUUUGGUUUGUAGGAUCUUGGAUAGUUCCAUUUUUAGCAUACACAGCAGGGUUUAGAAAGGAAUCUCUUACAUACAGAGGGCAAGCAUUGUACAGCCUCUUGACGGAUGUUGCCGAAGGUGUGAUUGGGAUAGCAAUUCUUCGUCAUUGUCUUGCAAAGUUUCAACCUCUUUCAUCUGAUUGGUUCAAAUUUGAACUCAAGGGGAACUGGCAGUUUGAUGUUGGUUUAGGCUGCCUUAUGUUCCCCCUUAUCAAUCAGCUAUCACAAAUGAACCUAAAUUUGUUGCCUGUUCUUCAAUAUACUCCAGUUACCAUCUCAAGUGUAGAGCAAUCCAUUGUUGCGCGAGACCCUGUGGCAAUGGCGCUCUAUGCAGUGGUAGUCUCAGUUUGUGCCCCAAUAUGGGAGGAGAUUGUCUUCCGUGGUUUUCUUCUCCCAUCUUUAACCAAGUACAUGCCUGUAUGGAGUGCAAUAUUAGUUAGCUCAGUAUCCUUUGCCUUGGCACAUUUUAACAUUCAGAGGAUGCUACCACUUGUAUUUCUUGGCAUGGUGAUGGGUACUGUCUUUGUACGGUCUAGAAACCUCUUGCCAUCAAUGUUGUUGCAUAGUUUGUGGAAUGCUUUUGUAUUUCUGGAUCUCAUGAAAUAA
Messenger RNA from Sphenostylis stenocarpa, 1011 nucleotides. The record is from the annotation of a GenBank genome assembly. Lineage: Eukaryota; Viridiplantae; Streptophyta; Magnoliopsida; Fabales; Fabaceae.